GUGUGCUGUGGCUGAAACAACAGCAUGGAAGCCUGUUAUUACAAAUAAAAGGACAUUGAUACCACAAGAACGUCUGGCUGCUUGUGUAGGAACGGAGAGUAUUACAAUAUAUAAAACUAAUUUACAGAUUUCUUAGUUUUCAGGUAAAACAUUGCUUGGUCAACAUGAGAACCACCAACUGAUUGCAAGGGGAGUUAUUCCGUUUUUGCAAAAUACAGGAUUAUACUCAGUGACAUGAACGGAUAUUUAAUCAGACUAUUUCAUAUUAUAUACCUGCGGGGGGCAGUAAUACGCCCAGUUGCGUUUACACUGCCUAGGUCAUGGACGAAGAAGAACGACAUACGAAGUGUGAACGACGGCCAUCUAGUUUCUGGCAUGGCCAGCCCUUUAAGGGGUGAGGUUAUCAGACUUUACAAAAAUCUGUUAUAUCUUGGCCGUGAGUACCCCCAGGGAUCGGCUUAUUUCAGAGAGCGGCUGAAGUCGGCCUUCAUGAAGCAUAAGGACGUGACAGACCCUGAAAAGAUCAAAAAACUGGUGGCCCGGGGCAACUUUGUCAUCAAGGAACUAGAGGCACUCUAUUUCCUCAGGAAAUAUCGAGCCAUAAAAAAGCGGUAUUAUGAACCAGAAAAGUAAUAAUACAGACAGACAAAAAAAACACAUUAUUCUUUUGAAUCUGAAAUGAAAUAUAGGCUGUGUGAAAGUACAGUGUUCCUGUAUGUAUGGUGUCAUAUAACAAGCUGUCAUUUUCACACGUCAGAGAUGCAGUGUUACACUGUUGAAACAGAAACUGUUAGCUUUAUAUAAAAAUAAUAUUAGGCUUGUCUCAUACAGUAAGGAAAAUGAAUCUGUAAGUGCCAGAGAAUGAAGAUGAUAAUGGCUGGUACAGUCUGCUUUCUAUUUUUGAUACACAAGUUGGCCCUUAAUACCAGUGUUUUAAUCACAAAUAGCCUACUGUAUGUAAGUUAAUAUAGAUUUCAUCAGGUCAGUUUAUGGUUGUUAAGGUCUGAUGUGAGCUAAAUUAAUUCAAGUAAAUCAUCCCAAUUCCAAUGAUUAUUUAUUAUUACAGUAAUUCUGCACAGUUCAGCAGUUUGAAAGAUAGGAAACAGAAUCACCGUCUCUGCAUAAAAAAUAAACAAAAGUAUUAGAUAAAAAGCUUGUCAAAGAGUUAGUCAUUUUUGCCCAUACAGUCACGUCAGUCAAGUCAGGUCGGUCCCGUCUCCCCUCUCAGCCCUGCUCCUCACUUUCCCUGUUCUGUCUGUUUUGUGUCUGUCACCUUUCUCUCUGAUGUACUAGUUUUUUUAUGCCCCUCAUAAUGUUCACAGUUCUUUCUGGCCCUUAACGUCACCUCUCAUACCCAAUUCUUAAGCUUCCCAUGCACAAACAUCUCCAGACAUUUCAGAGAAGAGAAACAGAUGUUACAGGUUUAUAUAAACGCUUAACUCACCCUUACAUAUUGUAACUAUCAGCUGUUACCUACUACAAAUAAUAUCUAUAUGUAAUGUACACACUCUUACUAUAUUCUAUUACAUAUUACAUUUUAACUGGUAACUUGUUUGUUUUUAACCACUACAAGUUCAUUAUCUAAUUUGAAAUGGGUGUUCACAUUAAGACUGUUUUCAAGGGUUGGAGAUAAUACAGAUGCAGAUGUCCACUUGCGGAUAGUGAUGGCUGAUCGAGGCUUUCUUGAAGUUUCCACACAGUGUUCACAAAAAUGGUUCAUUACUCAGAGGCCUCAAUGACACAGUGCCCGAGUAGGACAUCUAGUGGUCAAGAAAAUGAGGUGUCACUUAUUGGGUCCAUGGAUUAUUUGGGAUUUGAUUUGCCUUGCACAAUCCUGUUUGACUACACUACAUGGUUGUAUGGUUUCAAGCUGACACAAUAAAAUAUAAAAUAAACAUGUA
This is a messenger RNA of Monopterus albus (swamp eel), 1901 nucleotides long. It is a transcript of the gene lyrm5a, whose product is annotated as LYR motif containing 5a. Bases 235 to 633 code for a protein of 132 amino acids. Gene Ontology annotation, cellular component: mitochondrion. The record is from RefSeq and is a predicted model, not a curated record. Gene Ontology annotation, biological process: respiratory electron transport chain. The transcript is spliced from 3 exons. Lineage: Eukaryota; Metazoa; Chordata; Actinopteri; Synbranchiformes; Synbranchidae.